GAUUAAAGCAAUUCAUUCAUCCCUAUUCAGCAUAACAUCAGUGGGGGGUUUUUGGCAGUGAACAUUUCAUAUUUCCAGACAUUGUCCAACGUUCUAAAAUAUUACUUUUAGUAGGCUUCAUUCAAUAUAUUUUUGUGCGUUGAUUCAUUGUGAUAUUAAUUAACUUGGCCUUAUUAUAGUGUAGUUGCUAUAAGAAAUGCAUAUAUUAGGCCCUACAUAUUUAUGCAUAUAUUCCCACACUUCAACGGUCCAAAAUAACCUAUUCUGACAAACAUUUAUUAAUCCUCAUCCUAAUAAAAAAUGUAAUUAUCCGUGGUCAAGUUCAAUCCUUUAUACAUGUUUUGAUUGUCCUGUGUCAUUUCUCACACACUGGCAUGCAACGUAGCUCCCAGGUGGUGGAACGGUCUACGUCUAAACCUUGCAGUAUAGAUACGACAACGGAAAAGUAUGGGUGCUGACUCAGGUGCCAUCUGACGCGAUUCAGAAAUCUAUUUAGAAUUUGACCGCGACCGAUCUGCGCGCGUCGUUGGUCCGUCGGCGAAACGGACGUUACUACUGCCAAUGUGCGCACUUCAUCCGUCCUUUCGUGAGGGUGGCGGCCUCAGUGCUACAGACCCACCGCCAUGCCCAGGUGUCCCACCCGCGAGGUCUGUGUUGAUUGGUGUUAUGUUCGCAUACGACCCGCCGAUACGACCCGCUUAAACAGUGAGUGUGAUGUGAAGCAGAAUGCACGGAGUAGGGAGGUAAUUAAUAAACAGGCUGCCAUUGCUCUGAUGAAGCUUUCCAGAAGGUGAACUUGAAUUACCGGACAGAGAAUGGUCUGUCUCUGUUACAUCUCUGCUGUAUAUGUGGAGGCAACAAAGUUCACAUCCGGACCCUGAUGCUGAAAGGCCUGCGUCCCUCCCGGCUGACCAGAAAUGGGUUCACUGCUCUGCACCUUGCUGUUUAUAAGGACAACGCAGAGCUGGUGACGGCGUUGCUCCACGGAGGAGCAGACAUCCAGCAGGUUGGCUACGGCGCCCUAACUGCCCUGCAUAUCGCGACUCUCGCCGGCCACCACGAGGCAGGGGAUAUUCUUCUCCAACACGGAGCCUAUGUCAAUGUACAGGAUGCCGUGUUCUUCACUCCUCUGCAUAUCGCAGCUUACUACGGCCAUGAGCAGGUGGCUAAGCUGUUGUUAAAGUUCGGGGCAGACGUGAACGUGAGUGGAGAGGUGGGCGACCGGCCGUUACACCUGGCAGCUGCUAAGGGCUUCCUCAGCGUCGUCAAACUGUUGCUGGCAGACGGGAGCAGGGCUGAGGUGAACGCUCAGGACAAUGAGGACCAUGUGCCGCUCCACUUCUGUGCUCGUUUCGGACAUCAGGAAGUGGUCCGCUUCCUGCUGCAAGGCAAUUUUGACCUGCGACCUCACUCUGUCAACAUCUACGGGGACACCCCUCUUCACCUGGCCUGUUACAAUGGCAAAUUUGAGGUGGUGAAGGAGAUCGUGCAGCUGUCUGGCACAGAGAGUCUGACCAAGGAGAACAUAUUUAGCGAGACCGCCUUUCACAGUGCCUGCACCUACGGGAAGAACCUGGACAUGAUCAAGUUCCUGCUCAGUCAGAACCCCGUGAGCAUCAACCAUCAGGGCAGAGAUGGACACACAGGUCUGCACAGUUCGUGUUUCCAUGGCCACAUCCGUUUGGUCCAGUUCUUAUUGGACAAUGGGGCCGACAUGAACCUGGUGGCCAGUGACCCCAGCCACUCCAGUGGGGAGAAGGAGGAGCAGACCUGCCUCAUGUGGGCCUAUGAGAAAGGACACGAUGCCAUCGUCACUCUGCUUAAACACUACAAACAUCCUCUGGACGACUCCCCCUGCAACGAGUACUCUCAGCCUGGAGGAGAUGGGUCUUAUGUGUGUGUUCCGUCCCCCCUGGGGAAGAUCAAGAGCAUGACCAAAGAAAAAGCAGAUGUCCUGCUUCUCCGUGCCAGCCUGCACUCCAGUCUCCAACUACAACUGUCUGACCUUGAGUUCCAUGAGAUCAUUGGCUCUGGCUCCUUUGGAAAGGUCUAUAGAGGCAAGUGUCAAAACAAAGUUGUAGCCAUCAAAAGGUAUCGAGCCAAUACAUACUGUUCCAAGUCCGAUGUGGACAUGUUCUGCCGGGAGGUGUCCAUCCUGUGUCGUCUGAACCACCCCUGUGUCGUCCAGUUCGUGGGCGCAUGUCUCGACGACCCCAGCCAGUUUGCCAUCGUCACCCAGUACAUCUCCGGGGGCUCCCUGUUCUCCCUGCUGCACGAGCAGAAGAGAAUCAUCGACCUGCAGUCCAAGCUCAUCAUCGCCAUCGACGUGGCCAAGGGCAUGGAAUACUUACACAACCUGACUCAGCCUAUCAUCCACAGGGAUCUGAACAGUCACAACAUUCUUCUGUAUGAGGACGGACAUGCUGUGGUAGCUGACUUUGGAGAAUCUAGGUUCCUGUUAUCUGAGGUUGCGGACAAUAUGACCAAGCAACCAGGGAACCUGCGCUGGAUGGCCCCGGAGAUCUUCACGCAGUGCACCCGCUACACCGUCAAGGCGGACAUGUUCAGCUAUGCCCUGUGUCUAUGGGAACUGCUCACUGGAGAGAUUCCCUUUGCCCACCUGAAGCCUGCUGCCGCUGCUGCAGACAUGGCCUACCACCACAUCCGGCCUCCUAUUGGCUACUCCAUCCCAAAACCCAUCUCUGCUAUGCUAAUGACGGGCUGGAACAUCUGUCCAGAGGACAGACCAGAGUUCUCUGAAGUACUGGCCAUCCUCGAGGAAUGUCUAUGUAAUGUAGAGUUGAUGUCCCCGGCCUCCAGUAACAGCAGCGGCUCCAUGUCCCCCUCAGGCUCGUCGGAUUGCCUGGCGAGGGGCAGUCCUGGGCGGAGCCACGUGGCCGCCCUCCGCUCCCGGUUCGAGCUGGAGUACGCCCUCAACGCCCGCGCCUACACCGUUUGGACUCAGAGCGAGGGACGACGUGAUUCCCAAGGUCCAUCUCUGGAUGAACUGAGGCGGAAUAUGCAGUUCCCACCCUUUGACCGAAAUGGGUAUGUGUCAGAUCCCAUGAGCACCAUGCGUUUCCAUUCCAACUGUAGCAGCAGCGGCAGCUUUGAAGACAGCAACUAACUGACUGAAUGGAUAGGAGGUCUUCCAACAUGAAGAACCUCGACACAACCACACGGAGCAGUUCAUCACGCAUUUAUUUUGGGUCCACUUUGGGUGAAGUGAUAUUAGUUAGAGUAGAUUGUUACACUGUAAAUGUUCUUAAAGUUUUACAUCAAGGAGACUGCUUUGAUUUCAUUAUUUAAAAAAGUCUACAAUUAAAAGGCUACAUUUUAUGUCUUGCUUUAAUGUGUAGUUGCUUUUCUCAGUUAGUUUUUUUGUUAUGUAAUGUGCAUUGAGCAUAAUGAAUGCACUCUACCAAUGAAAUAUUAUUAUUCUUAUUUGAACAUUUCGUACCAGGUUUGCUCAAUUUAUGAUGUUGAAAUAAAUAGCUUGUAUUGUGGUUUGAA
This is a messenger RNA of Esox lucius (northern pike), 3513 nucleotides long. RefSeq names its product TNNI3 interacting kinase (gene tnni3k). Gene Ontology annotation, cellular component: nucleus. NCBI's taxonomy places the organism in Eukaryota, Metazoa, Chordata, Actinopteri, Esociformes, Esocidae. Bases 881 to 3127 code for a protein of 748 amino acids. Gene Ontology annotation, biological process: regulation of transcription by RNA polymerase II; protein phosphorylation. The record is from RefSeq and is a predicted model, not a curated record. The transcript has 24 exons. Gene Ontology annotation, molecular function: RNA polymerase II-specific DNA-binding transcription factor binding; ATP binding; protein kinase activity.